UCCUGUAUACUUAGCCAGCCAGCUGAAGCUUCCUGCUUCCACUGACUAAGCCUUGUAUCCUGUACAUAUAUACCCAGGCAUCAUAUCAAAGUCGACCUGAAGACACGGCAAAUGGGCAAUUACCACAUUUCCGACCGCAAGCCAACCAGUUAGACAUCAGUCGUAGCAUUAGACCUACCGACACGAAAGUUGCAUAGCAUCUCGAGACCAAUCACCACACCGUCUCUUGACGUAUCCCCUCUAAGAACCUCGAUCAAAAUGCCCGAACACGUUGCACACGAACCGAUCAGACCUCGCCGGUCAGAUGCGAGCGCUGCUAGCGAUGAUUUGAGCAUAUACGAUGAUGCGAAGACAUACUAUACCUCCGACGCCCGGCACAUAAAUCGCUUUCACAAAAGACAUAACACGCAGUCUCAUACCACUAUGACCCGAGAGUUGGAGCUGCUGGGGCUCCAAGGUAGACACAGACGCGGUAGUCACGACGAGGCUAGCACUCCACAAUCGCGUCAGUUUCUAAUCGAUGUCGAUCACACCCUCGAAAGUCUUCGGGCCCAAGAGGAUACCGAUGAUAAUAUGCAGAUUACGAUCGAAGAUAAAGGUCCGAAGGUACUGUCGGUAGGGACAGCCGCGUCGGCCGGCCAUAAUCGUUUCGAUAUUCGAGGGACAUAUAUGCUUUCAAACCUUUUGCAAGAGUUAUCUCUCGCUAAAGAAUAUGGGAGAAAACGGAUCAUCCUAGAUAUCGGUCGCCUCAAUGAGAACCCCGUCAGCCGUCUAUCUAGGCUUAUCAAGAAUCAAUUUUGGGAGGGCCUAACUCGUCGCAUUGAUGCCUCGAGUAUUGAAAUUGCUGCCAAGGACAAAAAAGACUGGACUGAAGAUCCACGACCACGCAUAUAUGUCCCGCACGGUGCGCCAGAACAAUAUGAGUAUUAUCUUCAACUGGCGCGCGAGAGACCAGAGCUUCGACUAGACGUUCAAAAGCUCCCUGAAGUGAUCACUCCAGAUGUUGUACUAAACUUAAAUGAUAAUCCUGGUCCCGGCCUUUUGGCUACUGCAAUGGAAGAACACGUUGACCCGAACACGGGAGAGAAGACCCUAAGAGGUGUUCCUUUCGUCGUGCCGGGAGGAAGAUUCAACGAGCUAUACGGCUGGGAUAGCUACAUGGAGUCGCUAGGACUUCUCGCUAACGACAAAGCUCAUCUAGCCAAAGCGAUGGUUCAGAACUUUUGCUUUUGUAUCAGGCAUUACGGUAAAAUUCUGAACGCUACCAGAUCUUACUAUCUCACGAGAUCCCAGCCGCCAUUUUUGACAGAUAUGGCAUUACGAGUAUACGAAAAGAUCCAACAUCAGCCAGGCGCGAAAGAUUUUCUGAGGGACGCUAUGAUUGCUGCAAUCAAAGAAUACUAUACCGUAUGGAUGGCGGAGCCUCGGCUAGAUCCGAAGACAGGCUUGUCUAGGUAUCGACCUGAAGGGCGUGGUGUUCCUCCGGAAACCGAAGCAAGCCACUUUGUGCAUAUCCUCGAGCCCUACGUGGAAAAGCACAAAAUGCCCUUCAAGGAAUUUGUGAGAGCUUACAAUCACGGGGAGGUUGUCGAACCGGAUCUAGACGAGUACUUCUUACAUGACCGAGCAGUGCGAGAGUCCGGACAUGAUACCACCUACCGAUUAGAGAAGGUCUGUGCCAAUCUCGCCACGAUUGACCUGAAUUCUUUAUUAUUCAAAUAUGAGAUGGACAUUGCUCGUACUAUUCGCAACGUCUUUGGUGAUCACCUUACGAUACCCGCCGAAUGGUGUAGCGGGUCGAUGGAACCUGGUCAAGUCGAAACUUCAGCAACUUGGGAUCGCCGCUGGAGACGACGCCGCGCUGCCAUUGAUAAAUACUGCUGGAAUGAACAGGAAGGAAUGUAUUUCGACUAUGAUACCGUGAAAGAGGCGCAAUGCACCUAUGAAUCGUGCACCACGUUCUGGCCCCUAUGGGCAGGCGUUCCGGACCCUGCUAAGGCAGCUAGAGUGGUGAGUAGCGCCGUGCCAAAAUUUGAAGCUUACGGCGGCUUGCUCUCCGGAACGGAGAAAUCCCGCGGGGAAGUCAGCCUGGAGAGACCAAAUCGACAGUGGGACUAUCCAUAUGGGUGGGCGCCGCAGCAGAUGCUCGCCUGGACCGGCCUUUAUCGAUAUGGGUAUGCGGACCUCGUGCAGAGGCUGGCGUAUAAAUGGCUGUUCAUGAUUACAAAGGCAUUCUUCGACUUCAACGGCGUUGUGGUAGAGAAAUACGAUGUUACACGUCCGGUCGACCCUCACCGCGUAGACGCCGAGUACGGCAACCAGGGGCUGGACUUCAAAGGCGUAGCGAAAGAAGGCUUCGGAUGGGUCAAUGCCAGCUAUGUCUAUGGCCUUCAAUUCAUUAACACCGACAUGAAGCGGGCACUCGGUACUGUCACACCCUGGGAAACAUAUGAGAAGGCUCAGAAAGCAAGAGAAGAGAAGUUUUUCAACGAUCCGGUGUAAUCGCUCUUCUGGUGUUCAUAGUCUGCCUGUAAAGACCACUGCAAGCUAGCUUUAGCUUGUAGACUAGCAUAGAAAGUGAAUUUUACAUGAUCAAGUUUCAGUACAGCCUGCGUAUUCUUACACGACCAUUUG
Messenger RNA from Xylaria bambusicola, 2634 nucleotides. RefSeq names its product glycoside hydrolase family 37 protein. Gene Ontology annotation, biological process: trehalose catabolic process. The record is from RefSeq and is a predicted model, not a curated record. The transcript is spliced from 5 exons. NCBI's taxonomy places the organism in Eukaryota, Fungi, Ascomycota, Sordariomycetes, Xylariales, Xylariaceae. Gene Ontology annotation, molecular function: calcium ion binding; alpha,alpha-trehalase activity. Bases 259 to 2502 code for a protein of 747 amino acids. Gene Ontology annotation, cellular component: cytoplasm.